Molecule: messenger RNA, 839 nt
Organism: Pan troglodytes (chimpanzee)
Lineage: Eukaryota; Metazoa; Chordata; Mammalia; Primates; Hominidae
Gene: CRYGN
Product: crystallin gamma N
Exons: 4
Coding region: 206-754 (182 amino acids)
Biological process (GO): lens development in camera-type eye; visual perception
Molecular function (GO): structural constituent of eye lens
Source: RefSeq, a predicted model, not a curated record
AAACGCGGAGAGCACAGGGAGACCCCGGGCAGGGCGGGCUGCACUCGCGGUGGCACAGGGUGGCCUGGUGGCCCCUCGGGCUUAGCACGCCCGACAGCACUAACGCUCCGGGGCCGGACCAGCAAAUCUUUUGUCCGGGGCGGCGCUGAGCCAGCAGGGCGCUGCCCGGUGUAAACGGGGACCCGCGGAAGGGGCGGGGCGCACCAUGGCGCAGCGCUCGGGGAAGAUCACUCUCUAUGAAGGCAAGCACUUCACAGGGCGGAAGCUGGAGGUCUCCGGGGACUGUGACAACUUCCAGGACCGGGGCUUUAUGAACCGAGUGAACUCCAUCCGCGUGGAGAGCGGAGCCUGGGUCUGCUUCGAUCACCCCGACUUCCGGGGCCAGCAGUUCAUCUUGGAGCACGGUGACUACCCCGACUUCUUCCGCUGGAACAGCCACAGUGACCACAUGGGCUCCUGUCGGCCUGUAGGAAUGCACGGGGAACAUUUCCGCCUAGAAAUCUUCGAGGGUUGCAACUUCACGGGCCAGUGCCUGGAGUUCCUGGAGGACAGCCCCUUCCUCCAGAGCAGGGGCUGGGUCAAGAACUGUGUGAACACCAUCAAGGUGUACGGGGACGGAGCAGCAUGGAGCCCUAGAAGCUUCGGAGCUGAGGACUUCCAGCUGAGCAGCUCUCUUCAAUCAGAUCAAGGACCGGAAGAGGCCACCACAAAACCAGCAACAACCCAGCCACCUUUCCUGACUGCAAACCUCUGAGCCUGGAACCGAUUGACAUGUAAAUGCACCUGCACUGUUUCUGAGCCGGGAGAGUGUUUACUUAAAAUCAUGCCCUCAGUUUUCA